Messenger RNA from Thermothelomyces thermophilus ATCC 42464, 3171 nucleotides. RefSeq lists its product as uncharacterized. Gene Ontology annotation, biological process: regulation of DNA-templated transcription. Gene Ontology annotation, molecular function: DNA-binding transcription factor activity, RNA polymerase II-specific; zinc ion binding. NCBI's taxonomy places the organism in Eukaryota, Fungi, Ascomycota, Sordariomycetes, Sordariales, Chaetomiaceae. The transcript is spliced from 2 exons. The record is from RefSeq and is a predicted model, not a curated record. Bases 430 to 2943 code for a protein of 837 amino acids.
GCGAGUUGCGCGAGAGGGAACGGUAGCCGGGGCGGGGAAACUGGACAGCGCGGCGCUCCAGCGAUCUUCCGCUCUCUUUCGCCCUCGCCCAAACCCCCGAAAGGGUUUCUCUGGCACGAUUUCCCCAGACUGUCACGCCGCCUCCUUUCCCUUUCCAACGAGCAACGCAGACGAAGGCGCCAGGACCCCGUCCGAGGCGGAGUCGACUUUCUCCUUUUGUGUCCGCGACGCAACGCUGGGAAAACAGACCCAGCAAGGACAAAACCCUUCCUGACCGACUCGACGCCGACAAGAAAGAGCGGUGUCCAUUUCCCCCUUCGACACCCCUCGUCCUCCAAGCCCGGCGCGACAAUACUUCCGAAUCCUGCCCUCCGGCCCCCUUUUGACCGACUAUUCGUAUCUGGAUUUCCCUUCCUGGUUUCGGCCAACAUGUCCUACGACUUCAACGCCACUGGGGGGGAAGCCGCACUGUUGGAACAGCUUGUGUUUGACCACCGCGAAAGAUACUCGUAUCCUGCUGUCUCCUCGGCUGCCCCUUCUCAGGAUCUCGUCUCGACCGCGCUCGCCACCACCACCACCAUGUCUCAUCCGAACCGCCAGAGCUUGAGCCCGGUGACGAGCUGGCUGCCCCUCGACCCGGCCAGCACCAUGAGCGCGCCCAUGUCCAUGCACUCGCCCAACUCGGCCAGCGGGGUGCCUUCAUCCCCCGACGACCAGAGCGCCGGUUCGCCGGGGCAUCAGAGCAGCACCAUGUCGAGCCCUCUUCAACAGUCGUCUCCGUAUCAGACGGCCGCUCAUUCCCAACCGGCAGGGCUGGUCCCGGACUGGUCUCUUCCACUGCAGGCCCAGCAGCAACCGGCUGCCGAUCUCUCGCAGUUCAUCCAGGAUUCGGCUCUCAUGAGCUUCAACCCGUACACGUCCAAUUUCCAGCCCGCUCCCGUGGAGUAUCUCCCGGCAACCACUCAGGCCACGCUCGACGCUGGGCUCCAGCUAGAGUCGGCAUUUCCCACCAUGUCACCAAUGGAUCCGACCUCGCGAGUGAUGCAGUGGGGGGGUGCAAACUGGCAGGAUUUUGAUCAGUCGCUCAACUUCCAGACCGAUAGUCUCCCGCGCGUAAGGAGCAUCGGGAGCCAUUCCCCGACUGGCACCUUUCUCGAGGUUUUGUCGCUGGGCUCAAGCAGCGACAAUGGCUGGACGUCGGUGGACAUGUAUCCUAGCUGCGACACCUUCACGCACUCGCAGACGCAGCAUACCCAGAACCAGGCGAUCUUCAACCCGAGCCAGACCCUGCACCUGAGGACGAAUUCGGACUCGUCUGACGCAAACUCGCUCGAGUUCGGCAGCUACGAGGAGAUCACUUUUCCCUACUCCCCGUUCUCGCCAUGCUCUGACGGCUUCGUGGACACGGCUAACAACCACCGCAACUGCAUGCCGGGGGAGCAUCACCACCACGCGUCGACGUCUCCGGAACUCAUCAGCCCCACUGCCGCCGUCGCACCGUUGCCAAUCAAUAACAAGGCCAUCUCGGCUUCCAGGCCCGUGGUCGGCAGCGGCUCCAGCGGCUCUGGUUGUACUUCUCCUCCGGCAAGGCGGAACUCUGGGACGAGGAAGAGCCCCAUUGCCAAGGCCACAAAACCCGUUAUUCGGAGGACGUCGACAGGGAAGAAGGAUGGCACUGGCGAGAAGAAGGUGGGCAGGAGACGAGGGCCCCUGCUGCCGGAGCAGCGCAAGCAGGCCAGCGAGAUCCGGAAGCUCAGGGCUUGUCUCCGCUGCAAGUUCCUCAAGAAGACGUGCGACAAGGGCGAGCCUUGUGCUGGCUGCCAGCCUUCUCACGCUCGUCUGUGGCAAGUCCCUUGCACGCGGAUAGACAUCAAGGACAUUGGAUACUUUAUGAAGGACUGGAAGGCCGACUAUGAACGGCAUCUCGGCCGCGGCAUGUCCGUUUUCAAUGUGAAGGGCUUUGCGCAGAAGGAGACGCUCAUGUGGAUCACGCAUGGCUACGGCUUCUGCCUCCCCGUCAUGGUCCGCGAGGUCUACGUGGCGGAUGAGAGCUGCUUCCAGCUGGAUUGGGUCGAGUCGUCCCUGCAAGAUCAAGACCCCAUCGAUUUCGAGAUUCGCACGGAGCGUCUAGAUGUCGGCCAGGAUGGCAUCUCCAUGGAAGCUUUGAACGAGUAUAUCGACAAGCACGUCGACGAGGGCUUUGAGCAGUUCAUCGACGACCACUUCGAGGGUACUCCUUUCAUUACCGAGAUCUUCAAGACGGCGUACCGGUUCUACACCAAGGAGAGGCUACCCGUCAUCCGCAAGGCCCUCAAGCUCGUCGUGGCCUACAAUCUCACCCUCCACAUUACCAUGGUUGAGCAGCCGCCAACGGAAGAGCCGAUGGAAGGCCAGAUCGACGACGAGGACUCCAAGUACUACGGCAAGGUGGUCGCCCCCGUCAUGAUCAACUUCCAGAUCAAGUGCGCCAUGGCCGACAUGUGGCGUGAGCUACAGAAGGAUAUCCUAGAGGAGCUGUCGGCUCUCUACUCGAGCGUCUACAGCGGUGAGCGUUUGAAGAACUGGCCAACUAUCUUCAUGCUCGCCUCCAUUCUGCUCGCCGUCUGGGAGGAGAUUCAGUUCGACUGCCACUACCGCGUCCCCGACCCGGUCGCCGUCGAAAAGUUCUGCAACGACAUGGAGACCGUGCCCGUUGGUGUCAUUGUCGGCCUCUUCCACGCCAUCUCCCAGAAGCUGCCCGCGUUCACCGAAUGGGACACUCGGAGACACGGCCAACUGCUCAACAACAACCCUGCGGUCUGCGAAGCCAUGACCGAAGUGCGGCAACACGUCCUCAAGCAUGAGGCAUACCUGAGGACGCGUUCCGAAACCAAGUUUGACCGCUACGACUUCGACUCAUUAUCAAACAAGCUCCUUUCGAAGCUGGUCAUCAGGUCCAACUAGAAUUUGUCACGACAUGGGCGAUCCGUAUUGACGCGGCCGUUGUCGUCAAGGAGCAUCAGCCUUUCGUCUCGGCCGGCGAGGGCUAUAAUCUCUCUUCUAUUUCCUUCCCAUAUGUCUUUGCUCGAUCUUGAACACUGCUGUUGAGCGAUGGCGUUUUCUUUUUUUUUAGUCGUCUUGCUGUUUCUGAUUUUCUCCCAGUUUCUGUUUUACUUGUUUCACUUGACGACA